Messenger RNA from Tribolium castaneum (red flour beetle), 990 nucleotides. RefSeq lists its product as uncharacterized. The transcript has 4 exons. Gene Ontology annotation, cellular component: cytoplasm; nucleus. Gene Ontology annotation, biological process: response to retinoic acid. Gene Ontology annotation, molecular function: hydrolase activity. The coding region runs from base 77 to 952 and encodes 291 amino acids. NCBI's taxonomy places the organism in Eukaryota, Metazoa, Arthropoda, Insecta, Coleoptera, Tenebrionidae. The record is from RefSeq and is a predicted model, not a curated record.
AUUGGAUCCGGGAAUUCCCUUACGCUCGAAAUGCAAUAUAAUUCACAAAUAUUACACAAUCAAAUAAGAGAAUCACAUGAAUAGUCUUAAGAUAAUAAAGUGCCUGUUCAGCACGUUGUCCCCUUCCGAAACGAAUUUUCUUAUGGUUAUUGACGUAACCUCAAACCCCGGGUCUCAUUUGGUUCAUUUCCAGAAAAGUAUGAGUGAUUCAGUGGAGAAUAAAACGUGCAAAUGCUCGCAGACCAACACAAAACCAAAAUUAAAAAUCUUGGCGAUUCAUGGAUAUCGGCAAAACGCCGACACAUUCAAACAAAAAACUGGGUCUUUUAGAAAAAUGGUACACAAAUGGGCCGAAUUCACGUACAUUACUGCCCCCCAUAAAGUAACAUUAAUUGAUGACCUUAGCCAAACGGACGAUAUCAAUAUUGGCCAAAGUCAAGAUGAGGAACAAUAUGGGUGGUUUUUCAAUAGGGACGACCACACGUUCAGAGGGAUACGAAAAGGGGGGCCCGCCAUCGGGUUUGAAGACAGUGUCAGGUUUGUAGAGGAGGUCUUCGCGAAAGAAGGCCCCUUUGACGGAAUUCUGGGCUUCUCCCAAGGGGCUUGUUUUGUGGGGCUUUUAUGCGAUUUGCAGCAAAGACACUUAACAAAGUGUAAGUUUAAUUUUGCCAUUAUGUCGUCUGGAUUCAAGUCGGGUUGUUUGCCCCAUUUAAAGUACUUUAACGAAACUAUUACACUGCCAAGUCUGCACGUGUUUGGAGAAAGUGAUAAAAUCAUUCCUACUGAAAUGAGUGAAGCAUUGAGUGAGGCUUUUUUAGAACCAAAAAUAGUCAAGCAUCCGGGUGGACAUUAUCUUCCUGCGACGGCAGCACAGAAACAUGCCUAUCAGAGCUUUUUUAAGGAACAAUAUAUGCGUGAAGACGAUGCAGACGAUGAAAUAAUUGAUUUAUAGAUUAAUUGAACGAAAUAAAUUGAAAUUAAGUAAAUAAA